Molecule: messenger RNA, 516 nt
Organism: Gregarina niphandrodes
Lineage: Eukaryota; Apicomplexa; Conoidasida; Eugregarinorida; Gregarinidae
Product: putative DUF775 domain protein
Exons: 4
Coding region: 1-516 (171 amino acids)
Biological process (GO): protein import into nucleus
Cellular component (GO): nucleus; cytosol
Molecular function (GO): nuclear import signal receptor activity
Source: RefSeq, a predicted model, not a curated record
AUGUUUGGAGUCAUCAUACCCAACCAAUUAGCCCAAGUACCCGUCGCUGUCAAUCAAACGACCUACACUCUACCCAUCGCCAAUGGCCACCUGGUCACCGACAUCUGCGUGAGCGCUGUUGCACCCUUUCCAGCUGACGACGUCGGAGCCGCCGUCUUCUACUCAGCCAUUCCACCCUACAACGAGUUCGCAUAUCUUGGGGCACUUAGCAACUCUUGUCUGUCAACCAUACUGCGCACAGGCUGGGACCUAUUGCUGGCUGAACUUCCGACCAAAGAUGUGCUUCUGAAAAUAGAAAUACUACCUGCAGCCCAGAUCUUGGAGCUGGUAGCUGUCCAGCCACCAGAUGUCAAGUUGGAGUACGGGAAAAAAGUGGCACUGAAUCUGUAUCGGUAUUUGGAGUCGUAUAAUACUGGCGUUGACGGCUCCGUCCUGCAAAAAGCUUUGGACAACUGGUUGAUACGCUUCGAGGCGAAGUCCAAACACGACCCGAACUUUGUAUUCAAGACGGAGUAA